Messenger RNA from Fonsecaea erecta, 2358 nucleotides. RefSeq lists its product as hypothetical. Lineage: Eukaryota; Fungi; Ascomycota; Eurotiomycetes; Chaetothyriales; Herpotrichiellaceae. Gene Ontology annotation, molecular function: ribonucleoprotein complex binding; protein binding. The record is from RefSeq and is a predicted model, not a curated record. The transcript has a single exon. The coding region runs from base 1 to 2358 and encodes 785 amino acids. Gene Ontology annotation, cellular component: preribosome, large subunit precursor; PeBoW complex. Gene Ontology annotation, biological process: maturation of LSU-rRNA from tricistronic rRNA transcript (SSU-rRNA, 5.8S rRNA, LSU-rRNA); ribosome biogenesis.
AUGGCCGAGUCCAAGAAGCGGAAAGCCGUGACCAGAGAUGUCGACGAAGACGCCGCCGUGGUGUCUGGGGACGAAUUCGACUUUGCACAUUUGGACGGGACCCUCGCGGACGACGAUUCUGCCAGUGACAGUGACGAAGACGAACUGAGCAGUGGAGCCGAAGAUGAGAGCGAUGCAGUGUCUGUAGGGACUGCAGAAUCAGCGCCACAAGAAGGUGAUGGUGGUGGUGAUGGCGAAUUGCUCAAACCUAAAAAGAAAACACAUGCCAAAAAUGUUAGAGAGGUGGACAUUGGUGUCGAGAAUGUGGCCGAUACAUCUGAUGAGGAGGAACCCAACUACGAGGUCGUGAAAGAUGCGAAUGGGAACGACAGAUACAUCUAUCCCGAGAUCGACCCUGGCGAAGAUUCGGACUAUUCGGUGCCAGACCACGAAGCCAACACGAUUGGGAAUAUUCCUCUGUCGUUCUAUGACUCCUACCCUCACAUUGGUUACAAUAUCAACGGGAAGAAGAUCAUGAGGCCGGCUCGAGGAGAAGCCCUGGAUGCACUCCUUGACAGCAUCGAGAUCCCCAAGGGAUGGACAGGUCUCACAGACCCUGCUACCGGGAAACCGCUGGAGCUCAGCCAACAGGAACUGGAACUGCUGAAGAAGGUACAAAUGAACGAGGUUGCGGCGGACGGAUACGACCCGUACGAGCCCACAGUCGAGUGGUUCACCAGCAAAACGGAGAUCAUGCCUCUUAGCUCUGCUCCAGAACCCAAAAGGCGGUUUGUGCCAUCCAAGCACGAGGCAAAGCGAGUCAUGAAACUUGUCCGCGCCAUUCGAGAAGGUCGUAUUCUGCCUUACAAGCCGCCUCAAGAGGAAGAGGAGGAGGAUGAGGGGGUCCAAAAUUAUGAUAUCUGGGCCGACGAACAACCCCGAGCGGAUCAUGCCAUGCACAUGCCCGCCCCGAAACUUCCGCCUCCGGGUUUCGAUGAAAGCUACCAUCCACCGCCGGAAUAUCUUCCAGACAAGAAGGAGAAAGAAGCGUGGGAAAAGGCCGACGAGGAAGAUCGCGAGAAAGACUACUUACCUACAGAUCAUACGUCGUUGCGGAAAGUGCCAGGUUACGAACGGUUCAUCAAGGAGAAAUUCGAGCGAUGUCUGGAUCUGUAUCUUGCACCUCGGGUACGCCGCACGAAGCUCAACAUCGAUCCCGAGUCACUCUUGCCCAAAUUACCGAACCCAGAUGAACUUCGACCUUUCCCCACGCACGAGGCUGGUCGGUUCCAUGGCCACACAGGUCGUGUGCGGUCUCUGGCAAUUGAUCCAUCUGGACUGUACCUCGCCACGGGCGGUGAUGACGGCACGGCCAGAGUCUGGACAUUGCUGCCCCCGCGCGAGAUCUGGUCUGCAAAAUUGACCUCGGACGCCGCGGUCAAUGUCGUUCGGUGGCGACCUGGAAAAGACACUCCUAUCUUGGCUGCCUGUGCCGGGGAAAACAUCCAUCUCUGCGUGCCUCGACUAGGGACUGACUUCAGCACCGAAGCCGACGCUGCCCAGGCGGUCUUGGACGCAGGAUGGGGAUACGCCGCCUCCGAGAGCAGCACGUCCAAGUCCACCAGUGUCAAAUGGAGCCGACCGAGCUCUUCCCAACGGGAUCAGGGUGUGGCUCUGGUCAUCCAUCUCGGCCAUACGGCGAAGACGCUCUCGUUCCAUUCCGGCGGCAACCACUUUGUCACCAUCUGCCCAGCGACCAGUGUCCCAGCCUCACAAGCCAUCGCCAUCCACACCAUCUCCAAACACCAAACACAACUACCGUUCCGCAAGCGACUCAAGGGCGGCGGCACUCCGCAAGUGGCGCACUUCCACCCCAGCAAGCCGGUGCUGUUCGUCGCGAACCAACGCGUCAUUCGGGCGUACGACCUGUCGAAGCAGUCACUGCUGAAGAUCAUCCAGCCGGGGGCUCGCUGGAUCAGCAGCUUCGAUAUCCACCCGACGAGCUCGUCGACCGCGGGCUCGGAUAACCUGAUCGUCGGGUCGUAUGACCGCCGGCUGCUGUGGAUGGACCUGGAUCUCUCGCCGCGGCCAUACAAGACGCUGCGGUUCCACGAGAAGGCCAUCCGCGCGGUGCGCUUCCACCCGGCGACGAACCGUUAUCCGCUCUUCGCCGACGCCAGCGACGACGGUAGCAUCCAGGUCUUCCAUGGCCAAGUCACCAGCGACAUGAUGAGCAAUGCCCAGAUCGUCCCCCUGAAGGUGUUGCGCGGGCACAAGAUUACGGGCGGGUUGGGUGUCCUGGACCUGGACUGGCAUCCCCAGCAUCCGUGGCUCGUCAGUGCCGGAGGCGAUGGGACUUGUCGUCUAUGGGUUUCUUGA